Lotus japonicus is the source of this 1018-nucleotide messenger RNA. RefSeq names its product ribonuclease S-1-like. Gene Ontology annotation, biological process: RNA catabolic process. The record is from RefSeq and is a predicted model, not a curated record. Gene Ontology annotation, molecular function: ribonuclease T2 activity; RNA binding. Gene Ontology annotation, cellular component: extracellular region. The transcript is spliced from 2 exons. Lineage: Eukaryota; Viridiplantae; Streptophyta; Magnoliopsida; Fabales; Fabaceae. Bases 213 to 890 code for a protein of 225 amino acids.
UUUUUACAGUAGUUGAAUGAGAUAAUAGUUGGGAAGAUAAAUAUUCUUAUAAUAGUUUAUUUCUUGUAGCUGAAGCUCACCUAAUGUAAUAGCUUAGUUUAAGAAACUUUGAAAUCUAUAUAUACCCACAUUUCUCAUCUCAUGUCAUCAUCAUCUCAUUCAGUUCAUUGUGAAACUUUCUCAUCUUGUUUUCUCUCAUCUACCAGUCCAGCAUGAAAAAUCUUCUGUUCUUGAUUUUUAUCCUCUCUCUUAUUGUGCUAGGAGAAGCACAAGUUGCAUAUCAAAUGCUGAUGCUGUCUCUUCAGUGGACACCAACUGUCUGUUUGGUUAAUACAUGUGACGCUGGAAAAGUAGCAAGUUUCACCAAAAAAUUUACUAUACAUGGUUUGUGGCCUGGAAAUCACUAUAAUCCCCAGCCCAAGUGCCCACAAUACUAUUAUAACAGCUUUGAGCCCAAAACUGUUAGUUUAAAAGGACAACUGGCCGUUAAUUGGCCAAAUAUGCUUGCGGCUGACGAUGAAUUUAUGUUUUGGGCGCCGGAGUAUGAAAAGCACGGAACAUGUAUGGUAAACGGUGGCAGUUUUCAGCAAGGGGACUAUUUUGAUACUACUCUGAAGCUGAAGUGGCAGGUUGAAGCCAUUUCUGACAUCCGAGUGGCAUUGAGCAGUAUUCAACCAAACAAUUUGGAGCCAUUAAACAAGAUUCUGUUACUUCUCCGGUCCACAUAUAAUGUUUAUCCUCAGCUUGCGUGUCCCUGGACUCAGAAAAAUACUUUAGCCGAGGUCCGAUUCUGCUUUGAUAAGUUCACAUUGCAGCUCAUCAAUUGUCAGAACACAAUUGUAGUUUGUGGCACUGGCAGCGGUGGCACCGAUAUAAUGAUUCCAGGAUGACAAUUUAUAUGUUACUUUAAAUAAAGCUUGUGGAAUGGGAUGCUACAGAGGUGUCUCAAUUAUAAAAUAAAGUAAAGAUUAUCGAGAUAUAUAAAUUAUGUUUUGAAUGUGAAUCAAGCAUUUAAGCA